Messenger RNA from Plodia interpunctella (Indianmeal moth), 1171 nucleotides. RefSeq names its product exosome complex component RRP43-like. Gene Ontology annotation, biological process: U5 snRNA 3'-end processing; exonucleolytic trimming to generate mature 3'-end of 5.8S rRNA from tricistronic rRNA transcript (SSU-rRNA, 5.8S rRNA, LSU-rRNA); U4 snRNA 3'-end processing. Lineage: Eukaryota; Metazoa; Arthropoda; Insecta; Lepidoptera; Pyralidae. The record is from RefSeq and is a predicted model, not a curated record. Gene Ontology annotation, molecular function: mRNA 3'-UTR AU-rich region binding. The coding region runs from base 304 to 1152 and encodes 282 amino acids. Gene Ontology annotation, cellular component: nuclear exosome (RNase complex); cytoplasmic exosome (RNase complex). The transcript has 5 exons.
GUCAUGUCAGAAAAAUUUUAGGUUAUGUUGUUUUCAUUUCAUGCAUGGUAAUUUCUAUCAUUGUGUUUAUUUCAAUUUUUUACAGCAGAUAGAAUGUUGAGAAAUAUAAAGUGGACUGAAUUGAGAGUAAUUUGAUAAAAAGCCCGAUUAGUUACUUUGAUCAUUUCGAUUUGAAUUGAAAUCAAGAUAAAUAAAUUAGGAGAAAACAAAGAAAACCAUACUUUUGAUAAAUACCAAACAUUGUUUAUUGAUUAUUUGAUAAGUACCUUGACAUUACAAAAUAUAUUUUUACCAUCAUACACUAUGUCGGAAAUUUAUAAACUUAUUCAUCCAGUUAAAUAUUUUAAUGAUUAUGUAUCGCGAAAUAUUCGCCCUGAUGGGAGAAAGUUUACUGAACAGAGAAACAUCAAAUUAAAUGUAAACUCACUCAAAACUGCAGAUGCUUCCACUGUAGUCAAGUGUGGUAAUACUACUGUAGUUUGUGGAAUUAAACUGGAAUUAGCAACUCCAAAAGCUGAACAGCCAGAUCAAGGUUUUAUAGUAACUAAUGUGGAACUCCCUCCAUUGUGUUCAUCCAAAUUUAAACCAGGGCCUCCUUCGGAUUAUGCUCAAGUAACAAGUUACUUAGUGUCAGAUAUCAUCAUUAAUUCAAAGUGUGUAGACUUGAAAGAUCUAUGUAUAACUUCGGACAAGCUGGCAUGGGUUUUAUAUUGUGACAUAGUGGUCUUAGAUAAUGAUGGUAGCCUAGUUGAUGCUUGUAUUAUGGCAUUGAUGGCAAGUUUAAAAACAGUUACACUACCUUCUGUAUCUUAUGAUAUUGAAACUGAAGAAAUACAAAUUGAUACCAGUAAUAGAAAACCUCUGAAGAUAUAUGGAUUGCCUGUAGCUAGUAGCUUCGCUGUUUAUAAACAAUUACAGAGUGAAGUGCUGUUAGUAGACCCAUCUUCAUAUGAAGAAGAAAUGUGUGGCGGCAUAGGUUCAAACUUCAUUGUCUGCUGCAACAAUGGACUGCUUUGUGGGAUACAGAAAUUUGGUGGCAGUGAUCUAUCCACUGCAUGCCAGGAUGAAGCACUCAAAAUCGCUAAAAAUAGAGCUAGCCUAGUUGAAGAAGUUAUUGAUACUUGUCUAAAAAAUGAACUUGAAAUAAAAUGAUUAUUAAUGACUAAAUUGA